AUGGGGGUUUCCACAGCUGUUGGUCCUAAUCUGGUUGAGCUGCGGUCUGUUUUGGAAAGAUGCAAAGAUUGGAGUGUUGAGAAGAGGACAAUGGUGCGCGUUAGGCAUUUUUUUACACGGCCAGACGGAUUGUUUACGCCAAAGUGGAGUGAUGAAAUGGAUGAUCCUGAUGUAAACGAAUUGGUGCAUGACAUCAGUCAUGAUUGUGUAAUUCAUGGAUUUUGGGAUGUAACUGAAGAACCGCCAGCUACGACCAAUAUAAAGCGCCCUGCAACAGGUGUUGAGAGUAAUGGUUCAAAGAAGGAAGACAUUCCUGUGAGACAGCUUUACACUUUGUCGGAGACAUUGUCAGGAAAACUUGAUAAAAUGGAUACAUUGAUCGAAGAUAAGGUUUGUGCUAUUCUUACUCCAAUGAACGAGAAGCUGGCAACAAUGGAGAAGGAGCUUCAAAAGAUGAAAGAAAAAGAUUGUGCUAAUGAUAGAAAAGAAUAUGCAAAUUCCAUUGCUAAUGAAAAUGCUGAAGUGAAUAGCAAGGAAAUGUCUUGGAUGGUGGAGAUUAAUUCCACAUCGCAUGAGGGAUUACCCACUCAACGUGUUGUCAAGAAACCGAGGAAUGCAAGCAAAAAAAGUGGGAAAAAAAUGGCUGAGAAGAAGUUGAAAAACAAAAUUAAAGUGCCACACUUACUUGACAAUGCAUCAGGGGAAGACACGUGGUCUGAUCCAGUGCAGCGUGAGAAGUCCAAAGAACUCGGUGAUCGUUUAGAUGCCUUUGCAGACUUUGCUAGAAAGUUGAACAAGUCUACAUCUCCUACACCUUCCUCACCUCAGCACAAGCUCCAAACAAAGCUAGCAUUGUCGCAGCUAUUUCCGUUCGUAGGAAAUUCUACCGUGAAGCGCAUCAUCACAAGUUGGGUCGUCAUCAAAAUUGUUGAAGAUUUCAAACAGUUCAACCCAGAAACCUGGAAAGUGACAGAUACAUAUAAGAGAAUCUUCAACGGUACGUAUCCAGCUGAUCGAGUCACGAACAAAAAGUGGUUUCACGAUAUUGACCAUCUUUACACAUGUCAUUUUGUACACAAAGAUCACUGGGUUGCUUUGGACAUAGACUUGAAGAACACGACAGUCACUGUUUAUAACAGCAUUCUGACUGUGAUAGAUGAUAAUGAAAUGCGGAACAACUGUAGGCCGUUUGCGAAGAUGAUUCCAGCAAUCAUGAAUGCUAUGGUCCCUACUGCUGUUCGGACGAAGAGUGGUAGACAGUUCACUGUACAAAGGUUGAAAAGCGUUCCACGUAAUGACAACCCUGGAGACUGUGGUGUCUAUACCAUAAAGUUCAUUGAGUGUUUGGCGCUUGGUUGUACAUUUGAAGGGUUAAGUGAUGAGAUCAUUCAAUACGUUCGACGGAAGCGUGCUGCUGAGAUUUAUGAUGCCGUUGGAGAACCUCCGAUUACUGAUUGUUAG
Messenger RNA from Brassica oleracea var. oleracea, 1461 nucleotides. RefSeq lists its product as uncharacterized. Gene Ontology annotation, cellular component: nucleus. Gene Ontology annotation, biological process: protein desumoylation. Gene Ontology annotation, molecular function: deSUMOylase activity. The coding region runs from base 1 to 1461 and encodes 486 amino acids. The transcript has 5 exons. Lineage: Eukaryota; Viridiplantae; Streptophyta; Magnoliopsida; Brassicales; Brassicaceae. The record is from RefSeq and is a predicted model, not a curated record.